Marmota monax (woodchuck) is the source of this 628-nucleotide messenger RNA. Its product is annotated as defensin alpha 5-like. Gene Ontology annotation, cellular component: extracellular matrix. Gene Ontology annotation, biological process: antibacterial humoral response; defense response to Gram-positive bacterium; defense response to Gram-negative bacterium. The transcript is spliced from 2 exons. The record is from RefSeq and is a predicted model, not a curated record. The coding region runs from base 177 to 530 and encodes 117 amino acids. NCBI's taxonomy places the organism in Eukaryota, Metazoa, Chordata, Mammalia, Rodentia, Sciuridae.
GUCAUCCCCAUCAGCACCGCCAGCUUCUACCAGGCUCAGACAACACAGGGAGCUCACAGCAUGAGGCAGGAAGCUACCAGAACAGAGAACUUCAAAGGGACUCCAGGGCAGGCCUGCCACCCCCACCAAAGUCACCUGCAGCCUGGGCUCUGAGCCUGCUCCUCGCACACCUAUAAAUGCAGCCGACUCCUCGCUCCACUCACACUCAGGCCCCUGCCUCCUCUCCUCCAGUGACUCCAGCCAUGAGGACCCUCGCCCUCCUCGCUGCCCUUCUCCUGCUGGCCCUCCAGGCCCAGGCUGAGCCUCUCCCAGAAAACAAUGAGGAGGCCCCAGACCAGGAGCAGCCAGGGGAAGAGGACCAGGACAUGGCCAUCUCCUUUUCUGAAGCUGAGGCCCCUGGUGUUCAGAGAUCAGCUGCAGGACAGACUGGGAAAUGUCGCUGUGCAAUCUUUGGCUGUACUAUCCCAGGAGAACGCAACGCUGGGAGAUGCAAACGGGGUGGCCUAUUCUACUCAUUAUGCUGCUACUGACCAUAAUGAGCAGAGAAAAACUUGUUACUACAUCCUUGGAAACCUACAGGAAAAAGUCCAAACCCCUCCACUUGUCCUCAAUUUUCUCUAUGUCAAAU